CCAAUCGCCUCCAUCACUAUUCUCGUUCUCAACUCUGUACUUGCCCCUCUCUCUCUCUGCAACUGCAAACUACAAAAUCUACAAGAAUCAGAAGUUCAAAACCCAUAUAUUUCAGUUUAUCUAUCUGUCUGCAAGAAUCAAAAGCUCAAAACCUAUUACCUAUAUCAAAACCCAUAUCGGCAUAUCAUUUCAGAUUGUUCAAAAAAUCAAAACCCAUAUCUUUCAGUUUCCAUCGCCCGCUUCUCCAGUUCGGGUUCGCCGUUCGCAAGUUUCAGUCGCUGGCCCGCUGUCUCUCAACUCUCAGGCUUGCCCCCCUCGCUCUCUGCAGCUGCUAACUUGCUUGGAAGUGACAUGAUAUGUGCUUGUUAUUUCACUGUUCCUAAAGUUGUUGACUGACUGUGAGAAAGAAAGGCCUUUUUUAGGCAGGCCAACAAUACAUAUAUACAUACAUACACACAUAUAUAUAGCAAGCAUACAGGGAUUUCAUUUGACUAGCCAGUGGCAGUGGCAGCGGCAGCGGAUUGAUUUCUCACUCUGUAAAGUCAAGCUAGUUGCCAUCAACAAAUGGCCGAUUUUCUGACUUCGACUCACCGAGCCAAGUGGAUCUUAUCUCCGCAGGAUCUGAAGGAUAAAUACAAUGCUGCCAAUCAAAGAGCAAGACAAACACUAGAGAAGUAUGGAACGACACAAAUGGAAGUAGACAUUGAUGGGUCCUUGUUGUAUCCAGAACCUCAAAUUGAUGCAAAAGAUAACACUGAAAAGCAUUCUCGUCGAAAACCGCUUAAGAUUGAAGAAGAACAGCUUCUACGAGCAUUCUAUGAAUCUAAAAUUCAAGAUGCAUGUAAUGCCUUCGGAUUUCCACACAAAAUUCAGGCAACAGCUCUCAUAUACUUUAAAAGGUUUUAUCUGCAAUGGUCAGUGAUGGAACAUCAUCCAAAACACAUUAUGUUAACAUGCAUAUAUGCAGCUUGUAAGGCAGAGGAAAAUCAUGUGGCUGCAGAGGAGCUAGGUAAGGGGCUUGAACAGGACCAUCAAGUGAUCCUCAAUAACGAGAUGCUUGUUCUUCAGACUCUGGAAUUUGAUCUUAUAGUUUAUGCUCCAUAUCGUGCACUUGAAGGCUUUGUCAAUGAUCUGGAGGAGUUCAUCCAAGCCACGAAUGAGCAGGUUGAAAUGCUCAAGACUUUGCAUAAAACUGCUAUGAAGGAAGUAGAUAAGACAGUGCUUACAGAUGCACCGCUUUUAUUCCCUCCUGGGCAGUUGGCAUUGGCUGCUUUGCGCAAGUCAAAUGAAGUUCAUGGUGUUUUUGACUUUGAGAGAUAUCUUGGGAGCAUCCUCUCUCGCCAGCAUCCUGCACACACCAUCUCAGAGCUCACUGUUCCUCUGAAUGCCAUUGAUUUUUUGGCAAGUAAACUUGAGACCCCGACUGCUGCGGAUAUGAAGCAUGUUGACCGGAAGCUCAAAUCAUGUCGGGAUCCUGGCUCACAUGACAAGAGCAAGAAACGGAAGCACAGGUCCAGAGAGAGUUCAAACGCAAUGCAUAACAUGCCUUCAGCACUGUGAAUAAUGAAUAUAUAAGUUUUUCUCCUGAUGUUUGACAGGUUCUAUAUUGGAAAUUCCAUUCUAGGGAAGUAGACCCUGGUGUAAUAGAAUCAUAAAUCAGUUAAUAUACUAAGGUUUUCUCUAAUUUGAAGUAGGUAUAAAACGUUACACCUGUACUUGCAUCUAUGAAUUCAACAGUUACGUGACAUCGUGGUUAUCCAUGGAGGAUCUGCUGUAUGUUCUUUCACUAAUGCAGUUUUUCUGUAAUUGGAUAUAAUUUCCAUUUUUUUUA
Messenger RNA from Cornus florida, 1831 nucleotides. Its product is annotated as cyclin-H1-1-like. The transcript is spliced from 16 exons. Gene Ontology annotation, cellular component: nucleus; transcription factor TFIIK complex. The coding region runs from base 565 to 1560 and encodes 331 amino acids. Gene Ontology annotation, molecular function: cyclin-dependent protein serine/threonine kinase regulator activity. Gene Ontology annotation, biological process: regulation of cyclin-dependent protein serine/threonine kinase activity; regulation of transcription by RNA polymerase II. Lineage: Eukaryota; Viridiplantae; Streptophyta; Magnoliopsida; Cornales; Cornaceae. The record is from RefSeq and is a predicted model, not a curated record.